CGAUUACUUAACGCUCCAGAUUCCUGCCCCUUCCCCAUUUACCAUCCACAACCGUCAUACGCUCCGAGCUCCCCAAGAUCCAUAUUAUUUCCCAGCGCCGCGACCCGUGCUUGGGCACAAGCUUUUAUUGCCCUGCAUUUAGCGCAUUGCCCUUGAUUGACCAUUGCCCGUCUGCACUCCCGGCUGGCCGCAGCAGGCGCGCAAGUUCAGCUGCCGCGCCCGAAACGCAAAUCGCAAAAUGUCUUCGCCAGAAUACCGUGCUGGGAAGCGGCCACGAACGCAAUCGCUGCCUCCCCCUGCGCUGCCCCAGCUAGUCGCCGAGCAGCACCAGGCCAUUCCUGCGUCGGACAAGGACUCCAAGCGACUCAUCGUCGUUUUGGCCAAUGCCAGCCUCGAGACCUACAAGGCCUCGCACUCGUCGGCACCUAGCCGCCUGGGCGUCCAGCGCGAGGAGAAGUACUCGCUGCUCAACAGCGACGAGCAUAUCGGUGUCAUGCGGAAGAUGAAUCGCGACAUCAGCGACGCCCGCCCCGACAUCACUCACCAGUGCCUGCUCACGCUGCUAGACUCGCCCAUCAACAAAGCUGGCAAGCUCCAGAUCUACAUCCAAACCGCCAAGGGCGUCCUGAUCGAGAUCUCGCCCUCGGUCCGCAUACCGCGCACCUUCAAGCGCUUCGCCGGUCUCAUGGUGCAGCUGCUGCACCGCCUGGCCAUUCGAUCUACUAACUCGCAGGAGAAGCUCCUCCGCGUGAUCCAGAACCCCAUCACGGACCACCUGCCGCCCAACUGCCGCAAGGUCACGCUGAGCUUCGAUGCCCCCGUAGUGCGCGUGCGGGACUACAUCGACCGCCUAGGCCCCGACGAGAGCAUCUGCGUCUUUGUCGGCGCCAUGGCCAAGGGCGAGGACAAUUUUGCCGACGAGUGGGUGGACGAGAAGAUCGGGAUCAGCAACUACAGCCUGUCGGCCAGUGUUGCCUGCAGCAAAUUCUGCCAUGCUGCCGAGGACUCGUGGGACAUUCUCUAAGCAGAUUACCACGGCCACUGAAACCGCAAGGGCUUGAGUUUGCGUUUUUGAGCGGUUUAGCCUUUUUUCUUUGACUGUUCUUUUCACCCUCUUUGCGUUUUCGACCUCACUCUCAUAUCCUACCCUCUCCAUCCACUAUAUGAACUGGUGAAAGGCCGGGCCGCAUGGCUGGACUCCCCGAUACAACAUCGCGGACGAAUGCUAGCGUCAUGCUCGGCUCUUGGGUCGUUCUUUGCGCUUUCGCUGUUUUUACAACCAAAACAUUGGGCGUUCAACAACGGAUCCAAGACGCUUUCAAGUGUCUUAUCGUGGGCCAUUUCAACCUGGCCCACGCCCUGCCCCUUUUCCCUUGUCACCUCUCAAUAGUCCCUAGCGAUGCGCUUGCCUUGGGACUAAGCACAUCUCCCGAGUAGAGUUCAUUUCCAGCAUCCACUCUCAUGCACCUUCCUGCCCUUCUUUCCCUUGCAUCCAGAGAUAGCGGCAAAAGCGAGGGAAGCGUUUGUGGUGGGACCACAUGAGUUCCGAAGGAGUCGGAUGGAUCUAGAAGGAAGGGGAAAAAAAAGUGGCAGACAGCGAGCGUGCCAAGCCACCGGUGCACAAGGAAGGCCCCACCGAAGCGAUGGAACAGUUCGAGAAAAUGGACGAUGACGAUAUACCAAAGAUGGGCAUCCGGGCAUCCUGCAGACAUUUUGGAUGGACUGCCACCUGAGUGGGGUGGCGGUGUGCACAGAGAGACCCCAUCUACGGCCAGGAAAGGGCGCAUAUGGCGGGUAUUCGUGCCCAGCCACGCUUAGGUUGGAUUCGGGGAGUAGUUGCGGGAAUGUUGGAGCGAAUGGCAGCUGCAGGACAAAGUAAUCAAAUGCCUCUGUUGCUGCCUCACUUUUCGCCCUGUCGCGCAAAUGACGCCUCG
Messenger RNA from Gaeumannomyces tritici R3-111a-1, 1934 nucleotides. RefSeq names its product essential for mitotic growth 1. The record is from RefSeq and is a predicted model, not a curated record. Gene Ontology annotation, molecular function: rRNA binding; rRNA (pseudouridine) methyltransferase activity. The transcript is spliced from 3 exons. Gene Ontology annotation, cellular component: small-subunit processome; nucleolus. The coding region runs from base 239 to 1024 and encodes 261 amino acids. Lineage: Eukaryota; Fungi; Ascomycota; Sordariomycetes; Magnaporthales; Magnaporthaceae. Gene Ontology annotation, biological process: rRNA base methylation.